GGAGAGAGAGAGAAUAAGUCUCAGUCUACACAUUACAGAGUCAGGAGAAGUGCUUUGGCAGCCAGAGAAGAAGACCGUUGACCGUUGGCAUUUUUGAUCCUCGAGUUCAAAUUUGUCACAGGCCCGUCUUCGAAAAAAAUUAAAUCAAGAGGCACCGAGGCCCUCCUCAUCGAGGAGCUUACGGUACAGCCAAAGGGAAAGAAAGAUACAAGAGUUAUAUGAUCAUAACAGCGCCCCUACGACAGGUAGACAUCACGUCCAGGUUGAAAUAGAUACCGUUCGCCUGUCAGUGGAGAAGCAGGCGAGAGGGUGAACAUCAGACGGUGACAGACAAAGAGAGAGCGCGAAAAGAGCUCGAGGAGCCGUCGGACGAGACCAGAGAGACCAACUUCGAAUAAACCACGUCGCGACCAACCAAGCAACACAAUCCAAUGCAUUACGGUCCCCCCGGUUCCGCCGAGGAAGCCGCCGAGGAAACAUGUCGCUACCACGGGAAUGGAGCUUCCAGGACGCGUGUCGGGCGUCGCCGAGCCUGUUGGCCGACGCCGUCGAGGUCGGCGUCCCAACGGCAGCGUCCCAGGAGAUGUCGGCCGCAAUCAUCGGCAGCAGUCUCAUCGACGAGAACAUGAAUGAUCAGCCGGCGACGCAGCUGGGCUCACUGUUCUCCAUACACUCGGCGCCGGUGUUCGACCUGAACGGCAGCGUCUCCGCCGGGGCGCCGUCGCCAAAGCGGCCGGCGUCCCUGGCGGUGCAGGCGACAGCUACGUCGACGCCAAACGUGCCGCCGCACCUGCAGAGUCCCGAGGGCACCGUCGUCGAGGACGAGGACAACGACAACCUGCUGACGAUAUCCAGCCUCACUGCCCGGCCGCUCAUCGCCAAAUCCAGAGAGCUCAGAUCCGUCAGGUAUGCAGCCCCAAAAAGGAGAAAAUCCCGGCAGAAGAGCGAAAGCAGAAAACCCCGGAACACCACAUACGUCCCGUUGGACGGCGGUUACGGCUGGGUGGUGGUGUUUGGCGCUUUCUUCGUGCAGUUCUGGGUGGCCGGGCUGGUCAAGUCCUACGGCGUGCUCUACGUCGAGGUCAUGGAGACCUUCAAGGAGUCAUCCGCCUCGGUCGCGUCCUGGAUACCAGCGCUUCUGACGUGCCUAUGUCUAGCACUUGCUCCGGUGACCAGUAUGCUCUGCCAGAAGUACAGCUGUCGUACGGUGGUUUUUGUGGGUGGACUUUUCUGCGCCCUAGGACUUACAACUAGUUACUUUGCCACGCGAUUGAUACACCUCUUUUUUACAUUUGGAGUGCUGACAGGUAUCGGCGGUGGAUUGUCGACGACACCUGGUAUAAUCCUAGUGUCGCAAUACUUCGACAAACAUCGCGCCCUGGCGAACGGUAUCUGUGUGUCCGGCACUGCCGCGGGUAGUUUCGUAUUCCCGCUUCUAAUCGAAUUUCUGGUGAGGGACUUCGGCUUUCACGGCACAAUAUUACUACUAGGCGGUUGCAUGCUGCACGUGUGUGUCAGCGCGACCCUCUAUCGACCAUUGGAUGAAAAUUAUGCCCCUGAGGAAGAGGCCUCGGCGGAAAAGAUCGAGAAGGAAAUGAAAGAGCAGGAUCAGGACAAGUCGAAGCAACAAAAGUUGGAACUAUUGUUCGCCAACGAUCCGACUGCCCGACAUAACGUGCUGAACGAGCUGUUCCACCAGAACAGCGGCGUAGUGGCGGUCGAGCUGACCGACAGCGACGAGGAGAAGGACGUGAUGGGCGAAGGUCUCCGCAUGAAGCCCAUCUCCAAGAUCCGUAGCUCCAGUAUCCUGCACAGCGUGGAGGAUCUGUCGACGGACUCGACGUGCGUAUACAAGGCCGUGAACAGAUCGUCGCUCAGGUCGUUGAAGAUGCCCGUGACGACGAUGGGUCUGCCGGAACAACAGCAGCAGCAACAGCAGCAGCAACCGCCGUCGUCGCCGCCGAACAGGCUUCCGUCCCUGUCGCUGACAGCCUCGACGGACUCCAAGAAGAUCACGUUCAUGCAGAAACUGACGUUCUACCUCGACCUGUCGCUGCUGAAGAAUCCGCAGUUCAUCAUGAUGUGCUUCUCCGUCAGCCUGAUGUCCACCGGCAGUCCUUACAUGCUGUACUACCUGCCGGCGUACGUCCACGCCGCCGGCUACACGAAAUCGGAGGCCGGUUAUCUGGUGGCCAUCUCCGCCGCCCUUGACCUAUUCGGCAGGCUCGGUCUCGGCUGGCUCUCGGAUCUCAAGCUGUUCGACCGGCGAAAAGGGUACAUCGGCAGCGUGGUGGGUGCUGGCGUGGCAGUCCUGGCGAUCCCAAUGGCUCACUCCUUCUACGUGCUGGCGUGUUCCGUCGGCAUGUACGGGCUGUGCCUAGGCUGUUGGUUCCUUCUAGUUCCCGUCCUGCUCGCCGAUCAAUACGGCACCGACAAAAUAUCGUCCACCUACGGUCUCGUGAGGAUGUUCCAGAGCUUCGGGGCGAUCUCCAUUCCGCCUCUCGCAGGUUAUCUCCGCGAUGUUACUGGAAGCUACACUGUGUGUUUUCUGUGUAUGGGUACGUGUAUGGUCAUAGGGGGUUUACCUAUGCUUUUGGUUUUCAAUGAGAACCAAACGAACUCAACAAAGCUGCCCGUGAACGCCGAGAAUAAUAAUCGUCAGGGGGACACUACCGUAAAAGGGUAAAUUAUUUUGAAAAAAAUGUGAUCGUUGAUUAUAAAGUGAUUUAAUGUGUAAUAGGAAAAAAUAAAUAAAUAAAUCGUAACAGUUGUCACAAAAGA
Molecule: messenger RNA, 2781 nt
Organism: Monomorium pharaonis (pharaoh ant)
Lineage: Eukaryota; Metazoa; Arthropoda; Insecta; Hymenoptera; Formicidae
Gene: Sln
Product: monocarboxylate transporter 12
Exons: 7
Coding region: 479-2686 (735 amino acids)
Biological process (GO): monocarboxylic acid transport; transmembrane transport
Molecular function (GO): monocarboxylic acid transmembrane transporter activity
Source: RefSeq, a predicted model, not a curated record